AUGACGACAACCUUCUUGGACCGCGAGAAGGCCUACAAAGAGUGGGAGGGAUUGCUCAAGCGUGCAACUACGCCUGAGGAAUCUGACAAGAUCGCCACAGCAAACCAGCUCAACUCGCCCCUACUUCGUCUACCUGGCGAGAUCCGCAAUCACAUCUACACAUACGCCUGCCGAUCUACUACAGUCAAGCACGGGAAGCGCCCAGAAGUCUCCGAAAGGUCGUGUCUCUUCACCCAAACCUUCCUCCUCACCUGCAAACAAUUCUACUGCGAGGCUAUCGCACUCUUGUAUACCCAUGCGACGUUCGAGUUGUCUGGAUUUGGAGGGUGGGCAGCCAACGUAAGCCUCAACCCCAAAUAUCGUAACCUCAUUUCCUCGCUGUAUAUGGACGGUGGUUAUCUCACCACUGCAAUACGGAAGGCUUGGGAAUUCAAAGCUGGUAUAAGGGCUAAACCUGAUCUACCUGGGGUUGAGAGGGUACUUUUGAAGCAACCCGUUAGGGCGAAUGAUGUAUGCAUCGAUGCGCUGCGAGGAUUGUUUGGAAAGCCGAACCUACAGGUCACCGACGAGGAGAUUACAGAUCCAUAUUGGCUCCUGAAGAUGCAAGAUUCUUCAAGGCAACCUGGGACGUAUCGCUGCUAG
Messenger RNA from Alternaria hordeiaustralica, 642 nucleotides. RefSeq lists its product as uncharacterized. Bases 1 to 642 code for a protein of 213 amino acids. The transcript has 2 exons. NCBI's taxonomy places the organism in Eukaryota, Fungi, Ascomycota, Dothideomycetes, Pleosporales, Pleosporaceae. The record is from RefSeq and is a predicted model, not a curated record.